UGUCGGCAGGUUGUGUGUGUUUUCUUUUUUUUCCUGGAGAGCAGCAACAGUCUGAUCCUCUCAUCCUGGCUCUCCCCCUCUGAGCCCUACCGGCAUCUUCCUCUACUUUCACAGUUUCUACAGCCAGAGCAGGUGCAGCCUCCACCCCAAGCCUCGGCAGCAUGUUGGACCCGUCUUCCAGCGAGGAGGAAGGGGAUGAGAUCCUGGAGGUGGAGAGGAGAGAGGUGGCGGCCCCGAAGAGCGUCGCAGGAGCCCGGCCGUCAACGGGCCGUGCCGCCGCCGCCGACGGCCACAGCGGCGGCGCAGGGCUCCAGCCCCGGGGCCGAGGGAGUGGUGGCGGCCGCCCCUCCAGUCCAAGCCCCUCGGUAGGCAGCGACAAAGAGAAGGAAGACCUGGAGAAGAUGCAGAGAGAGGAAGAGGAGAAGAAAAAGAGACUCCAGCUGUAUGUGUUCGUGAUGCGCUGCAUCGCGUAUCCAUUUAACGCAAAGCAACCUACUGACAUGGCAAGGAGGCAGCAAAAGAUCAGUAAGCAGCAGCUGCAGACGGUCAAAGAGCGUUUCCAGUCGUUCCUCAGCGGAGACACACAGAUAGUGGCUGAUGAAGCUUUCAUCAAUGCUGUCCAGAGCUACUAUGACGUCUUCCUGAAGAGUGACCGUGUGUCCCGGAUGGUGCAGAGCGGCGGCUGCUCUGCCAGCGACUCCCGGGAGGUUUUUAAGAAGCACAUAGAGAAACGCGUACGCAGCCUGCCGGAGAUUGAUGGCCUGAGCAAAGAGACGGUGCUGAGCUCCUGGAUGGCAAAGUUCGACACCAUUUACCGUGGUGAAGAGGAUCCCAGGAAGCACCAGCAGAGAAUGACGGCCAGCGCCGCCUCUGAACUCAUCCUCAGCAAGGACCAGCUAUAUGAGAUGUUCCAGCAGAUCCUUGGCAUCAAGAAGUUUGAGCACCAGCUCCUCUACAACGCCUGCCAGCUGGAUAACCCUGAUGAACAGGCGGCCCAGAUCAGAAGAGAGCUGGAUGGACGGCUGCAAAUGGCCGACCAAAUCGCUCGGCAUGGUGGAAGGUUUCCCAGGUUUUCCUCCAGAGAGAUGGAGGCCAUGUUCAUUGAAGAGCUGCGGUCCUCUGUGAACCUGCUGAUGGCUAACCUGGAGAGCAUGCCGGUGUCUAAAGGAGGAGAGUUUAAGCUGCAAAAGCUGAAACGAGGCCACAACACGUCCAUCAUGGACAUGGGUCAGGAGGAUGAGAACACGCUGUCCAAGUCUGACGUGGUGCUAUCCUUCACUCUGGAGGUGGUGAUCAUGGAGGUCCUGGGUCUGAAGUCUUUGGCUCCAAACAGGAUUGUUUACUGCACCAUGGAAGUGGAGGGAGGACACAAACUACAGACGGACCAGGCUGAGGCCUCUAAACCCACGUGGGGAACCCAGGGUGACUUCACCACCACACAACCGUUACCUGCUGUGAAGGUGAAAUUGUUCACUGAGAGCACAGGAGUGUUGGCGCUGGAGGAUAAGGAGCUGGGGAAGGUCGUCCUCCAUCCGACUCCAAAUAGCCCCAAACAGUCAGAGGUCCACAAGAUGACGGUGUCUAAAGGCUGCUCAGACAACGACCUCAGGAUCAAACUGGCCAUCCGCAUGGACAAACCUCAGAACAUGAAGCAUUGUGGGUACCUCUGGGCCAUUGGCAAAAAUGUGUGGAAAAGAUGGAAGAAGAGGUUCUUUGUGCUUGUUCAGGUGAGUCAGUACACCUUUGCCAUGUGCAGCUACAGAGAGAAGAAGGCCGAGCCGGUGGAGCUCCUCCAGCUGGACGGCUACACUGUGGACUACACAGACCCACAGCCAGGUCUGGAUGGAGGCCGGACAUUCUUCAAUGCUGUGAAAGAGGGUGACACUGUGAUCUUUGCCAGUGAUGAUGAGCAGGACCGGAUCCUUUGGGUGCAGGCUAUGUACAGAGCGACAGGACAGUCCCACAAACCAGUUCCACCCACGCAGGUCCAGAAACUGAACUCGAGGGGGGGCACAGCACCACAGCUGGAUGCACCCAUUUCUCAAUUCUAUGCUGAUCGGGCUCAGAAGCACGGCAUGGAUGAAUUUAUAUCAGCGAACCCCUGUAACUUUGACCACGGCUCACUAUUCGAACUGGUACAGCGCCUCACUCUGGACCACAGACUCAACGACUCCUACUCCUGCUUGGGCUGGUUCAGUCCCGGUCAGGUGUUUGUCUUAGACGAGUACUGCGCUCGAUACGGCGUCCGGGGCUGUCAUCGACAUUUAUGCUACCUGAGUGAUCUGCUGGAGAGGGCCGAGAACGGAGCCAUGAUCGACCCCACCCUGCUGCACUACAGCUUCGCCUUCUGUGCCUCACACGUCCACGGAAAUAGGCCUGAUGGCAUUGGCACAGUGACUGUGGAAGAGAAAGAGCGCUUUGAUGAGAUCAAGGAGAGGCUACGGGUACUUCUGGAAAACCAGAUUACACACUUCAGGUACUGCUUUCCAUUUGGACGACCAGAGGGGGCGCUGAAAGCAACUCUGUCCUUGCUUGAAAGGGUUCUGAUGAAUGAUAUUGUAACUCCUGUUCCUCAAGAUGAAGUGAAAACAGUUAUCCGUAGAUGUCUGGAGCAAGCCGCUCUGGUCAACUACCAACGCCUUUCAGAAUACGCCAAACUGGAAGGGAAAAAGAGAGAGAUGUAUGAGCACCCAGUCUUCUGCUUGGCGUCACAAGUCAUGGAUUUAACCAUUCAGAAUGUAGGACGGUUAGUUACCCCCGCCAAAAAACUGGAGGACACCAUCCGCCUGGCUGAGUUAGUGAUUGAGGUGCUCCAGCAGAACGAGGAACACCAUGCUGAGGCCUUUGCCUGGUGGUCAGAUCUGAUGGUGGAGCACGCAGAGACCUUCCUCUGUCUCUACUCGGCUGACAUGGAUGCCGCUCUCGAGGUUCAGCCUCCUGACAGCUGGGACAGUUUCCCUCUCUUCCAACUUCUUAACGACUUCCUGAGAAUGGACUAUAACCUGUGUAAUGGAAGGUUCCACAAACACCUGCAGGACCUGUAUGCCCCCCUGGUGGUUCGAUAUGUGGACCUGAUGGAGUCCUCCAUCGCUCAGUCCAUCCACAGAGGCUUUGAGAGGGAGUCCUGGGAGCCCGUCAAUAACGGCUCAGGGACAUCAGAGGAUCUCUUCUGGAAGCUGGACGCUCUGCAGACCUUCAUCAGAGACCUGCACUGGCCUGAGGAGGAGUUUGGGAAACAUCUGGAGACUCGGCUGAAGCUGAUGUCCAGUGACAUGAUCGAGUCCUGUGUCAAACGGACACGGGCGGCGUUCGAGGCCAAGCUACAGAAGAGCAGCAGGACCACAGACUUCCGCGUGCCGCAGUCCAUCUGCACCAUGUUCAACGUCAUGGUGGAUGCCAAAGCCCAGUCAGCCAAGCUGUGUGCCAUGGACCUGGGGCAGGAGAGACAAUACCAUUCCCAGAUUGACAAUCUCAUUGAAGAGACUGUGAGGGAGAUGAUAACACUGCUGGUAGCCAAGUUUGUGGUCAUUUUAGAGAGCGUAUUAGCAAAACUCUCCAGAUACGAUGAAGGGACGCUCUUCUCUUCCUUCUUAUCUUUCACAGUGAAAGCUGCCUCAAAGUAUGUGGAUGUACCUAAACCAGGGAUGGACGUAGCUGACGGUUAUGUGACGUUUGUGAGACAUUCCCAGGACAUGCUGAGGGAGAAGGUCAACGAGGAGGUGUACAUAGAGAGAUUAUUUGAUCAAUGGUACACGAGCACCAUGAAUCUUUUGGGAACAUGGCUGACUGACCGUAUGGACCUGCAGCUCCACGUUUAUCAGCUAAAGAUACUCAUCAGGAUUGUCAAGAAAAAAUACCGUGACUUCCGCCUUCAAGGGGUGCUGGACUCGACAUUAAACAGUAAGAUGUAUGACACGGUGAGGAACCGGCUGACACUGGAGGAAGCUACAGCAUCAGUGAGAGAAGGCGGGAUGCAAGGCAUUUCCAUGAGAGACAGCGAUGAAGAGGACGAUAACUAGAACAAAGGGCCUGAAAACAACGGGAAUGUCAGAGCCUUUCAGGAGAGUGAGCGGUAUACAGCCUGAGAACCCAUGCAGCCUUCCCCCAAGGUCAAACAAUGUGACCAAACAUCCACCGUGUCCCUCCAUUCUUUGCUUUGUCAGUUUUGUUCUUGUUAGUUAGACAUUUUUGUUUGAAUUUAUACAAGAAUAUGAUGUCUUUGUCUAUAAAAACUUGCAUGAUGCAAGGCUUUCAUAUCAGCGCUUUGGAUUUUGAUAUUUCCACUGUAGACUCAUCGAGCUUUGAUCCUUCCAUUGUCCAGAUUUAGAUCACUAAAGCCAACUUCUUAAAGAUAAUACCUUGAGUAGAUGGAGUGGAUGCUUGAUUGAUUAAGAUUGUCCAUUGCCAACAGGUGGCAGUCAUUGACUGACUGCAAAGCCCACUUGAAAAGUUUGUUAGAUAAAGUGAGCAUCUUCUGAAGAGGAAUGCCAACUAAUCGAUCAAAGCAGCCAAAACUCUGAGGUUGUACCUUAUGCUGUCCAUCUACUCCCUCCUGUGCACACUUUCAGUCCAUCACUCAUGCUGUUACUUAUGCAUAGUCUGUUGGAUGUAUCAAAAUCAUAUGGAAAAACUAUAUCACAACCCAUGUUUUCAAUCAGGACAUCAGCAGUCAAAUAAAUGUUGCCAAGCUCUUAUUUCAAGUCAGUCAGUGAUGCAGAAGAUUGAUGUCUCCUGAUGAAGGAGUAAAGUAAGGCCAAAAUCGACUCAUUAUAUGUGUGAGACAAGCAUGAGUGUGACACUGAUCACUCACCAUGUGUAGCAGCCUUAUACAUUACAUAAAAUUGAAAAAUGCAGGUGAUUACAUCAAUAUGAAGUUCAUCAGUAGGCGGCCAUGUUUCUGUGACAGUAUGCCCGGAUUGGGAAACUCACAUGUUGUAAUCCUGUUGUACUGUUAUUUUUUAGGUUGCUUAUGAGGUAAAUGUUGAGGCUCUAAUGACCAUUUUUUUAAUUUAAGCUUCCAAUUUAAAAGUCACAACAAAAAUAAUGGAAUUAGAGUGAUAGAACCAUUAUUUUCAGUAGGCUACUGUUUAACAGCGAGAAUCCAAAUCUUAACAUUUCAGUAUGAUGUACUUCAGUUCCACAGAGCUCAACAGGCUAGAAACCCCCACAGGCUAGAAACCCCCAUAUACAUAGAAACAUGUAUGAUAAUCCAUAUUGAAAACAAUAAAACUACCUCAAAAGCAAUUAAUCCAUAAUAGCACAAAACUGAAAAUGUCAAUGCAACAAGCUUUUUGCUACAAAGGAGGAUAA
This is a messenger RNA of Cheilinus undulatus (humphead wrasse), 5310 nucleotides long. RefSeq names its product Ca2+-dependent activator protein for secretion a (gene cadpsa). The transcript is spliced from 28 exons. Lineage: Eukaryota; Metazoa; Chordata; Actinopteri; Labriformes; Labridae. The coding region runs from base 162 to 4019 and encodes 1285 amino acids. The record is from RefSeq and is a predicted model, not a curated record. Gene Ontology annotation, cellular component: glutamatergic synapse. Gene Ontology annotation, biological process: dense core granule exocytosis; synaptic vesicle exocytosis; positive regulation of exocytosis.